Messenger RNA from Xyrichtys novacula (pearly razorfish), 8669 nucleotides. The record is from the annotation of a GenBank genome assembly. NCBI's taxonomy places the organism in Eukaryota, Metazoa, Chordata, Actinopteri, Labriformes, Labridae.
GCCCAUCUCCUAAGUAUUUGGUCACAUGAUCAAUUUCUCAUUUCAUUUCCAAGCAACAGGGAGUGGCUCAACUUACCCCACUCUCCCCUACACCACUAGAGAUCUUGAUGAGGACACACAAAGUGAUCAUGAAGGUAAAAGAGCAAAAGUUGUCAUUCAAACCUCACCAUUGCUGAUUUAGCAUCCUUAGCAAACACAAACUGCCCGAUCCUUUCUUUCUCCUCCCGCUGAACACAGCGAGCAGCAAACAGCCACUCAGACUUGCUCGGUGUCCAUGAUCCACAGCGAAAAGCCCAGCGAACAGAGCCCAUGUCUUCGCCUCCUCACCCGGACCCUCCACAGCACCCGUCUGCUAACGAGCUAACGUUAGCUUUACGCGUCCGCAUGUGGAGUUACAGUUCUUACGACUAAAAACUACAAAAGGGGGUUUCACAUGUCUGAUAUAAGGUUUCCAACUGCUCAUUAUCAGUUAACAGCGACGAUGAAAGUCACACGGCCACUCCAAACUUCUCGUUGUUUACGUUUUUAGGGUUUGUAGCGGUGCACAUGCCCGGAAGAGCCCGGCGAGAUACAGCGUCGUCAUGAGUGGGCGCGGUGGGGGAUUGACCAAUGGGAGCCAAGAAAACUGUGCGCAGCUAACGGUGCCUUCAAGUGCUCGAGGGAGUAUUGUAAAUAAGGCAAAACUGCGCUAAAGUGAACAGAUUUACGCCUAUUUUAGAGAACUUCUUGUGAAACUUGCUUAUAUAUUUGACCGAAGCCUUAACUGCAUAGGUCAUGUCUGUCUAACUUUACACCAACGUUGCUAAGACGGACUGUAUCCCGACCAAUGAAUCUUCUCUUGUAUUUCUGCAUCGAUAUCUAAGAAAAUUCAACUGUGCAAUGUGAAACUACCAAGUCUUGUUUAUCCAUCAAAAAGUCUAUUAUUACAUCGACUGGUCAACUCGUUUUUAGUUCCUUUCGUGCUGUAUUUCACGCUCGAGCGCUCAGAAUUCACUAUUUCCGAGCCACCAGUGAACGCAGCAUGCAAAUUGUACCUCCAGGAUGUUGUUUUGAUUGCAGAACAUCUGUGUGAGGAAGGUGAGAUGUCUUCAUAAUAUAUUGCAGAUAAUGUUAACAUUCCGAUAGGGGUAAGAAAACGCCUUACCCUUCAGACUGCAUUAUUUUUUCCGAUAGUGAUGAGGAAAUUGGGUUGUGCUCGUCAGGUUGGAGACAAUCUCGUACCGUACUACUGCUCGAAAAAAAACGUAUUUUGCACUAGAAAAAAAUGACAGAUGCAUGCGGGGUGACCUAGAAGUACAGGUAUAUAUACGAGUAGGUUUUAUGCGGGUUAUCACCAGAACGUGUGUGUCAUUGUAGCCUCCAUACGUGCAGUAACCUUGGUGUAUCCCACACUUUGACCAUAAUUUGACCAUUUUAACAUAGUAGCCUAUCGAUGGUGUGUUGGCCUGAAGUCUGCGUCGUGUUGCCAAACUGGAGAGGGUCACCUCCCCCUUCAGUGGUUAAUGUGCUACUCAACAAACUUAAACAGCACAAGUAUUGCAACAUAGUGACUAUAACUACUACAUCAGAAAACUAGCAAACCGUGAUUUGAGUGUUCCAGUCAAGGAAAAAAAAAUCCUGUCUUAAUCAUUUUAAAAUUUAUGAAAAAUUACACGCCAGCAUUUUCAUUGAGCAGAACAAACUAAAGAUGCUUAAAGCUUCAGCAAGGAAUUUGUGUUAAUUUUGGCACCUCUUGUGGAUACAGCAGGUACCUUCUAAUAAUGUCAGUAUUUUUUUACUAAUUUCUUUAUUUUCCCUUUUUUAAUUUUUAACUAAUUGUGUCUCCUACUUGUUAUUUUGCAAUUGAAAAAUGCUUCCUUUUGUCUUUUAAUGGUCAAAUGUACCUCUGAGGAAUUUUGCUGUGGAAACUGUAAGAUAUAUAACAAAAUGUUAUGUUACAAUAUGAUAGAUACAGCACAAUAGGUUACAAUACAAUAUGAUAUGAUAAAAUGCAUGAUAUAAUACCUGUUAUGACUUGAUAUUAUACCAUAGGAUACUAAAUAUGAUAGGUUACAAUAUGGUACAAUACCAUACCAGCAAAUGUUAUUAUAAGACACCACGAGACUGAACUUGACAUAGUGGGAUAUGGUGAAAUACAACAUGUUACAACACAACAAUACAACACAAUGUGAUUUGAUACCAUAUUAUGUAUCAAAUCCAUAUAAUGUAUGGAUUUGAUAUCUGGGAAGUGCUGCAAAUACUAAACUGCCCAAACAAUUAAACCGAUAAGUUUCAACACUAAAAACCAACAACAACAACAAAAAAAAAAAAAAAACACAUGUGAACAGAGAAACACACAUGAAAGGAAACCAUAAAUCACAAAGUCUAUUGCACAUUAUCAUUAUCCUGACAAACUGCACAAAUAAGAGAAAAAGAUAAUAAGAGCAUGUGGAAAAGCCAGUUUUGGCAAUGUGUAGUUACUGACCUGACUGACUCUUGAUUCAAGACGGCCGUUUCAGACAUUAAAAGAAAAAAGGUAGAAAUGAAGUAGAGUGAACAGUGUUUAUUUUAAUGUGUUUCAAAAGCAGUGAAAAGUUUCUCAUGUCUUUAUGUUGCAUCAGGGAGAAACUUGAGACAGACUUACUGCACUUCAUGUACUUCUGAUACUUGAUUUUUGGUUCAUUUACUCAAUAAUUUUGUUUCUCUUGAAUGUAGCUCUACAUUUUCAUCUAAAGUUGAUGUUGAAUCUUAGCUGGGUGUUAAGUUGUGGUCUGAAAUCAAACUGUCAGCAAUCAGUUCGAUAAGACCUGCUGAUGAAUGAACAAGUUACUGUGCAUGUUUUUUGUCGACUUUAAGGAGUCAAGAUACACAUGAUGAUUUUUGAUUACUAGUAUUCAACCCAAAUUUAUCUAGGUCGGUGAAAACAGCCGUUUAACCUGCCAGUUAGAAGUAAUUGACCAAAGUUGCAUAACUUAAGAUUCAAGUACAAAGUGGUAAACAUGCUUCUUUAGCUCUGUUGCUGUAGCCUAGCAUGCUGCAUUUUUCUGGAGGUGUCAGUUUAGUAAGGCUUGAUUUAAUGUGAAAUAACUUGUAGGUUAGCUUAGUACAUUUUAUAAGAGGCUUGCCCCAAACUGCUCCUUGAUAACUGUUUUAUUUUUUUAACUGCAGGGAGAAUGCAGCACCUCCUCAGGCUGUGAUGGUCCUCUACCUGUGCAGGCCCAACUGGCAUAGAUGGAAAACUCAACAAGUCUGGUCUUUCUAAUCCCUUGUGGCCUUUUCUUCAUCAAAUCAGAGCCUCGGUUAAAAAAGCUCCCUCUUCAUCUGGGAGUUUGAAAAAAAAAAAAAAAAGCUCUGGAUGAUAAACUCCUCCAGCAAACCUGCUGUGACCUCUGUCACUACACUCUUGUUUUCACCUCAAAUCUGCAGAACUUUGAGUCUCACAUGCUGCUGCUGCUGCACAGAGCCAGUCUCCAGUCUAACAGCUGUGAUCCGUCUCCCAGGUGGAAAACUUCAGAGGCAGUGUCGGAGCCACUGAGGGAGUCCUCGUUGAUGAAACUGUUGCACUUUUGAGAGACAAGCUGUGCUGUGAGAUAUGGCCUAACCUUUACAACAAACAUCCACACCUCUCUUCAUCCGGACAGAGGACACAGCCCCCUCCUUCACUCUGACCUGUGAUCUAGCUCUCUUUGUACCUUCCUUUUUUUAUACUUCUCCUCCCAUACCUUUUCCUCCGUCUCCACUUCGGCCUAGUUUUUUUCCCUGCUGUCUCCACUUGUCUCUGUUUCUUGGGUUUCCGACCCUCCUUCCUGUCAAGCUGGAUUUCCUGCAGAUGAAGCAUCUGAAGAGGAAGAGGAAGAGCAACUACAGCGUGAGAGAAACACAGACUCUCAUCAGGGAGAUCCACAAGAGGAGAGACGUGUUGUUCUCAAGGCAGCAGGUUUAGAUUUUGUCUUCUUCCUACAGAUUGAUCACAUUAUGCUGACAACAAAUGACAUUUAGGCUGCUCUGUAUGUGCAGUUUAUGCAGUGCCACUGAAGCAUUUGUUGACAAAGUCUUAAUUUUCUUUGAUCUCUGUUCUGAAUUGGACAGAUUACAAACAGAAAGGAUAGCAGCACAAUCCAAAUUUUUCAGUUCAAUUCGAAUCCAUUCACUCCAAGCUUUAUCCAAUAUAGUCUUGUGGAAUAUUUUUAAAGAUCUAUUGUUAAACAUAUAUCAUAAGUAUGUGUUCCCACUCAUUAUUGAAAAAAAAAUAGCCCAUAUAAUUGUUUUUCAAGUAUAAAAUCUAUGCAGUAUGUCACAGAUUGAUGCCAUGGGGGGAGGAACUUACACUCUCAUCCAAACAGUUUAGUUCACUAGGAAAGCAAGGUACAGUAACAAUGUGAACCUGGAUCUUUCAGCGCAAAUAGCCUGUAAAGAAUAAAAACAUCUGUUCAAUAUGUUUGAAUUACUCAAGAGCAGUACCUCCAUCGCCUUGGUGGCCCACUAGAGGGCACUGACACAGUUCCAUUUUAGCUGCAAGUCCUUAAACUCAGUUUAGUGCUCAUCUCAGUCAGAACCCAUCAACACAGAACACAAACUCAGAGGUAUUUUCAUGCAUCCUUGUCAAACCAGACUGAUUUUAAUAUGUAUUUAUAGAAAAAAUAGCUGUGAGCAUUUUUUUCAAUCUUAUGUUGUGUAUUACAUGUAUAUGCUGGCAUUCGCUUCUGCGACUGUCCUGAGAGGAUGAGUUUGGUUUACAGAUAUGUUGGCUUUGUGGUUCAUGGAAAUCUGACAUGUAAAAUCUUUUUUUCUCCUCUUGUGUUUGCGUGUGUGUAGAACACAGCCAUCAAUGAGCUGAAGAGACAGGCAUGGGAGGAAGUGGCGCAAAGUGUCAAUUCACUGGGGGAGGGAGAGCUACGCACUGCUGCUGAAGUAUGUUUAUGCAUAUGCUACAGUAUUACAAGGUCACAAAUUUUGUUUAGCUGAUACUUUUGCUACAUAUAUCUGGGAGUUAGAAUGAUACUGGGAAGAAUCUAGAUGGGAGGGGACAAUGUGAGUGAAAACAUCUUCAAGUCCAAGUAGAUGUAGAUACAAAGUUUUCCAUCAGCAGUAAAUGACCAAUAAAUGUUAAAAUCAUGCUUUGAUUCUUUUGAAACACAUCAAUUCAUCACUUCCUUCUAUUGUCUAAAAAUGUGUCUUUCACCCUCUGACCUCCUGCAAAGGUGAAGCGUCGUUACCUGGACUGGCGUGCACUGAUGAAGAGAAAACAGCUCCAGGCUGAGCUCUCUCUCUCCUCCUCCUCCUCCUCAUCAGUAGCCCUGAAGACUGAGUUCGAUCAGUCCUCUCCUGAGCACGAGGCAGCUUCUCUGGGAUCUGGCUGUGACCAGCUGCUUGACCUCUCGGGCCUCCCCAAGGAUUGUCACUGUGACUGGCCGGAGCUGGAGGCGCUCGGUGAGCCAAGCGGACAGACCAUGAUGGCACCGCUGAGUGUAAAGAUGGAGGACGACGUCAGCGAGUACAGAGUAAGAAAUAACUGAUAAUGGUGCUACAGUAAUCAAGUGUGAAGGACCCUUAUGUAGAAUUUAAUUAAAAUAUUCUGCAUCUAAACACAGACACAAUAAUUUUGUCAAACCUAUGCAUGUGUUUGGUACAGAGCUGAAAUUAUUUCGAUUCUCAGCCCAUACUGACACAACAGUAUUUGCUAAUGUGUCUAAUAGCUUCAUCAAUGUCCUCAUCAGCAGAGGCAGUAAUAUUAAACAUAUCAGUGAUUAUGCCAGCUCAUUAUGUAGCUCAAGUGGCCCUUGUUAGCCUUGUCUUUUGAUUGGACUCAUGUAGGCCCACUAGGAAGAAAUCAAACUUGGUUAACACAAGUGUGAGUUAAUAGGGAUUUAAUUUAAACUUGACAUUUAAUGUUAGUUUUGUUGACUGCAGAAGGACUGUUUUAUUAACUCUUCAAAGAGUGAGUCAAUCUCCUAAAUGAUAGAUAUUUCUGUCAGGCCUGAGCUUGACAUGCUGUUGAAAAUAAAUGGCGAUGAGCCAUGGUAGCUAUUUGUGUUUAUUUGCAGGCUGUGCAUGUACUUCAAAGCAUGACAGAUGGUUGGCUGCCAGCUCGCAGCACAGACAAUGACAUUGUUCUCAUGCAUAUGACUUUGCAUUUUGAUUUUAUCUGAAACUUUGUUUUUUAACCUUUUGUCUAGCACACAAAAUACUUGAAAUCAUAUACAAUAUAAGAUAUGGAGAGAUGUCACAGCUAUUUUAGUAUACUUUUAUUUAGUGUUUUAAUCUUCUGUUUCACUGGCUACAAUGGUACUGAUGGUUUCGAAAUGUCAAGAGUGUUUGGUAUAAUUAGGGUUGCCUAACAGAGUCUACAAGACCCCUAUAGCCAGAAUUAACACAGCUCAAAACUGGAUUUCUGCAUAAAUAUUUAGGUAUUGAAUAUGAUGUAGAUCAGCCUAAGUUCGAGUUCGAGCCUGAACUUUAGGAAACAUUUGCUUUUUUCCCUACAUGUUGAUUAUUUUUACCUCAUGUGAUAAUUUAACUGAAUUUUAGGUACAAAAACAGGUGAAAUACUCCUUUAAUGUUCUCACUCUGUCCCUCUAGCUGAACGGUGAUGGUGAUGUGGGGAAUGAGGAGAUAGAUGAAGAGGAUAUCCCCUCCCUGCUCAAUGACAUCGAGUCACGUGCCGAGGGUCAUGUUGAGGAUAUUUACUCCCACAGUGACUUAGGUAUACUCAGCCCCUCCAAGACCCCGACCUCCACCUUCAACAGAGACCUGCCUCUUUCUGGGGGUCUGACAGGGAUUCCAACUCAAGCUAUAGGUGGAGUAAUCAAUCAUGAAAACAUGGGGGCAGGGUUUUUGGUUGCUGUUGAGAAACAGCGAUUGGAGCUGGAGAAACAACGGCUGGCUGUGGAAACCGAACGCCUGGCGGUGGAGAAAGAGCGGCUGACGGUGGAGAAGGAGCGCCUUCGACAGAUGGAGGUGGAGAGGGAACGGCUGCAGCUGGAGAGAGAGAGGCUACAGGUGGAGAGGGAAAGGCUGAGGCUACUGCUCCUAAGCCAAUCAGAACAUGCUGACUCCUCCUUCAAUUUGCAGCCACAGCAAAGCCCACCCUCAUCCUCCACACCUGCCUUAUCCUCCACCCACCAUGAUGGACAGAGAGAGAGAGGAAAGGAGAGUAAAGCCUGGGCAUCAGCGGUGGAUCUGGAGACAGAAAGGCUGAAACUAGAGAAGGAGAGAUUGCAGCUGGAGAAAGAGAGGCUGCAGUUUUUUAAAUUUGAGGCUGGCAGGCUGCAGAUAGAGAGAGAACGCCUCCAUGUGGAGAAAGAGAGAAUGCAGCUGCAUAAAGAUCACCAGGGACACUGAAACAAAAGCUUAUACAAGAGAAGAGAGAUUUUAACAGCUUCCCGAAAACAAAUGCAAAAGAAGAUGAUAACAGGUGAGGCCUUUGUGUGGAUUUGUAUAAGCAGCUGCUUUCUGAAGUCCCCCACCCAUUGGAAUUUGGCCAAGAAGAAGACAGACACAGAGGGCUGACAUAUUUACGACCAUCACGAUACAGCAGUGCCUUAUGAUGUCUUCAUAAAAUGGGUGGCGGGACUGAAAAUAUGCUAUGAUAAUAAAAAUCGUGAAAUUUGUUGACACGUGCAGCCGGCUAAGGCUGAGCGUGUUUGAUUUGUACAAUGCAAUAAGUUUUAACAGCUGUUCAGUGCCUCAUCCGAAUAUGGUAAUGCUCAUAACGUGCAGAACAAGAUCAGCUGUAGCGUCAAUGCAACACAAUUCAGUGUAGAAAUGUCUUAUAGAGGUAUAUAUCAAAAGAAAUGGAAUGGUGAUGUCUUACUCUGCAUUUGUGAAGAUCAGUGCAACUUAAUAUUCUGCAUGGGUGCUCACCUUUGAACCCAAGUGUCAACAUACAUGAAAGCAAAAAUCAAACAACUGUCAUUUGUAAAGACAGUUUUUUUUCUUAUGACACUUGUGCUGUUAAACUUUUGCAUUUUUUUUUACAUGUUGAUGGUUGUAAUUUUAUAUAAGAGUUUUAACCCAGUAUUUCAUAUUUGCUAUAUUUUGGCAAAGUUACAAUAACCAGUGGCUCAGUUGUGUUCAAAUGUCUCUGUAAGUCGUGAUUGUGGAACAGUCGGUCAUUUUGACGAAGUAACUAAAGCAGCUGAAUGCAAUUCAGCCAUCGUUUUAUUUCUAACAGCUUGUGGUGCUCCUUUUGCAACACACCAAAAUGUCUUCUGUGGAAUAAGCCUGAGAUGAGACUUUUUUUUUUUUUUUUCACCAUGAAUUAUAACCUGAAAAUCUUUGAUGGGCAGCUAUACUGGACGUUUGCUUUGCAUGUGAGAAAAUACAAGUGUUUUUAGUUCUGAUGUACAGUGAUGGUGCAAAUUUAUAUCAGCCAACAAAAUGAACCCACAAAAAUAGUACUGUAAUGUUGUAAAAAAAAGUUAUUUUUUCCCCCACAUGUGUUAUGUUGAAUGUUUUAUUUUUCAAUCAUCAUGAUUUAAGAUUACUGUACCCAACCAACAUCCUUUAAUUAUCUUUUUUUUCAAUGCAUGUGCACUUACGUUUAAUUUGUAUGGUUUCUUAAGUGGUUCUCUAAUUCUUGUUAAUAUGUCUGUAAAUAAAAUUUCCAGAGAGGAAAAGGGAUAUAAAUUCAAGAAAAAAUGUUGUCACCAGAGUUGAAUAAACUCAAUCCCCAAAGUGCUGCUUUUGAU